UUUACAAAUGCCAUAACUAGGUUAGUGAGCUGAUACAAACUACCUAGUUUAUUUUUGCACUCAGUGAAAUUGUGAAAUUAUUAUUGUUCGUCGUUCUGAUCUUCUUUCAUCCAUAUUUUGGUAAUGGCACCUGUUCCAAAAAAAGAGCUGAUGGCCAAAUCGAGAGAUAUGAAGAGACAGGGUCCAGAGAAAUGGGAUGAGUAUCUGAGGAAAAAUCGGCAAAAAAAUAUUAUUGCGAGAUGUAAAAAACGUCUAACAAUGUGCGAAGAGGAGAAACACGCACACAGAGAAAAGGAAAAACUAAGGAAGAGAGCGCAGCGACUGAAGAAGAAUAUUUCUACACCUAAGAUAAAAGCUUCUAUCAUCACUAAAAAAAGAGAUGCCUACAGCUGUCCUCAAACUUUUGGCAAGGCGAUUAAGAAAGCUACUAGUAAACUGCCUACUUGUCCUACUAAAAAGCAAGCUGUUGUUAAGGAAUUAUUUCUCAGAGUUUUCGAAUCAGAAGAUCACAAUGGCUACAGGAUUAUGGUGGAAAAAAGCAAAAGCAAGUUCAGGGCGGAAAGUAAUCAACGUAUAUUGGUUGCUGAUUUCUACUUUUCGGACGAUAUAACUCGUCAAGCUCCACGGAAACGUGACUUGAAAACUGUACGAGACGAACGAACAAGAGUUAAACAACGGAUACCCAUUAGGCACCUGUUGAUGACGGUGACCGAAGCUCAUUUUGAAUUUAAGAAGAUACAUCCUAAGGUAAACGUGUCAUUAUCAGCUUUUUAUUCAUGGAGGCCGAAGUAUAUCCUUCUGUCAAAGCAGAUGCCGCAUAAUGUGUGUGUAUGUAAAGUUCAUUUAAAUUUUUCUUUUCUCAUUGAUUCCGUACAUUCUUGUGUAAAAGAUUUCCCUGGAAAUUCUAAAAGUUUAUUGGCAAUCAUUUGUUGUGAUCAGAAAAACGAAAACUGCAUGUUCAACCAUUGUAAAAAUUGUACGUAUGAUGUAAGAAAAAUUUUCCUGAAAAUUUGGAUACUAGAGUUAGUGUCAAUCUAAAGAAAUGGGAAAAUAUAAAUGUAUUUUUACAAGUGACAGAAACAAAGAUUCAAUUAGACCAUAUGUUAUCAGAAAUUAAUAAAGAACUUGCAGCUUUUAAAAAGCAUUUCUAUGUUAAAAAUAUUCAGUCGGAAUAUUUUGAAACUUGUAAAAAUCGACAGGAUGAAUGUGAAGCUUUUAUUCAGGUUGAUUUCGCCGAAAAUGCCACUAUCACAAAUCAAACUCAGAUACAAAGCGCAUAUUGGAAACAGCGGCAAGUAACGAUUUUUUCUUGUUGUAUUUGGAGUUAUGGGAAAGUUAAAUCUGUAGCUAUCGUAAGUGACAAUUUAGAUCAUUCUAAAUAUGCAGUUUAGACAUUUUUGAAACUUAUCGGGGCAUUUAUCAAAAAAGAAUUUCCACUUGUUAAACGUCUGAUUAUUUUUUCUGACAAUGCUGCUAGUC
Molecule: messenger RNA, 1479 nt
Organism: Belonocnema kinseyi
Lineage: Eukaryota; Metazoa; Arthropoda; Insecta; Hymenoptera; Cynipidae
Exons: 2
Coding region: 124-1038 (304 amino acids)
Source: RefSeq, a predicted model, not a curated record